Salvia miltiorrhiza (redroot sage) is the source of this 1402-nucleotide messenger RNA. RefSeq names its product E3 ubiquitin-protein ligase ATL6-like. The transcript has a single exon. NCBI's taxonomy places the organism in Eukaryota, Viridiplantae, Streptophyta, Magnoliopsida, Lamiales, Lamiaceae. Bases 182 to 1279 code for a protein of 365 amino acids. The record is from RefSeq and is a predicted model, not a curated record.
UCUUUGCUUGAAUUUCACGACACCUUCCAACCUCCUCUCUUUCUCUCUCAUCUCCCUCUCUCUCUCCUCACACCUCUUUAAUACGCCGUUUCCGCCGCACACACUCUUUCAAAGCUUCAAUUAUCCCAACAUAUAUUAUCUCGCUCCAAAAAUUCAUGCUCCAAUUGCCCUAAUUCUCAUCAUGAAAUCCCCCUCGCAGCUCCGCCUGAUUCUCCUCCUCCAAUCCCUAAUCCUCCUCCUCAGCUCCGCCGGAGCUCAGCCGCCGCCGGGGAGCAGCAAUGAGAACCAGUUGAACUACGCCAAGUUCAGCCCCUCGAUGGCGAUCAUCAUCGUCGUGCUCAUCGCGGCGCUCUUCUUCAUGGGGUUCUUCUCGAUCUACAUCCGCCACUGCACCGAAUCCGGCGGCAGCGCCGCCAGCGUCCGCCGCGCCCUCUCCAUGCGCGGCCGCCGCGCCGCCGCCGCGCGCGGCCUCGACUCCGCCGUGAUCGAGACCUUCCCGACCUUCACCUACGCGGAGGUGAAGGACCACAAGAUCGGCAAGAGCGCGCUCGAGUGCGCCGUCUGCCUCAACGAGUUCGAGGACCACGAAACGCUGCGUUUGAUACCGAAAUGCGACCACGUCUUCCACCCCGAGUGCGUCGACGUCUGGCUCGAGUCGCACACCACCUGCCCGGUCUGCCGCGCCAAUCUGGUCCCGCAGGCCGGGGACGAACCGGUUCAGCCCUCGGAGCCGCCGCCCGCGGCGGCGGACAAUCAGAGUUGUGACUCGAGAACCGGCGAAAUCGCGGUCCAAAUCGAUGAUAACCAGCGGAACGAACCGGACCGGACCCCGGGCUUUGAUUUCCCGAACCGGCCCCCGAGGUCGUGGUCGGUCCGAACCUCGACCGUAGUCAGCUUGGAAAAGUUUAGGUCGCACUCGACCGGGCACUCAUUGGUUCGACCGGGCGAGAAUCUCGAACGGUUCACUUUAAGACUACCCAACGUGGUCAGAAAGGAGAUGAUGGACCGGGCCGUUUUGAACCGGACCGGGAGCUGCGCGGCGACACUGCCUAGGGAGAGGAGUUCGCGGAGGGGUUUACGAACCGGCGAGGGAAGCAGCCGGUGGGGUUUUUUCUCGAGAGGGUUGUCGGUGAAGUCGACCAAGGUGGUGGCGGAGGCCGGGGAGACUAGCGGGAGCAGCGGGCCACCGAUGAAACUCCCUUCGUUCAAGUGUUUGGAGCCGAAGACCGACGACGAAACCGGUCUGAUGUCGGAAAACCGGAAUAAUUCUUCGGUUUAAACGGUCGGCCGGGUCGAACGGGACAUGUAUCAUUGUAUAUGUUUUCUUGUACACAAUAUUUGGCCCGUAAAAAUUGAAUUUUUCGAGGUGGCUUAACAAUGUUAGUCACCAAUUCUUUUUCAA